AUGUUUGUGAUCGGCGAUGGCAAAGAAUAUAAUUCUAAAACAGAAAAAUAUUUGAACCAACCGUUAAGAAACAACAAAAGAUAUGUCGCGUUCCUAAGAUAUUUUGAAAGCGGGUACUAUGAUCAGUACUAUUCGACGGCUUGGAGCAAAAGUGUUAAGGCUUCUGCAAAACCUCCAGCUCCAUUUUACUUAAAUGCUAAAUCAAUCGACAAAGGCAAGUACAAGAUAUCCUGGUCAAUAUCACUGCGUACUGGCCAGACUGUCAAGAAGUACUAUGCAGCGCUGGUAGCGGCAACAGUUGGAUCAAAAAAGGAACCAGUGGAGAUCUCGACGAACGAAAAAUCAGUCACAGUUAAUGUUGAUUAUGAUACGAAGUACACGUUUGAAAUUGGCCUUGAAACUGAAACUGGAAAAAGUGGAUUGGGAAAAAUAACCUGGUUUUCUCAUUCGGAACCUAUGGCCCCUCAAAAGAAUAAUGAUAGUACUUACACAGUUAUACUGAAAAAGCCAAAAGUCGAAAACAUAAGAACUGUUUCAUUGGUAGUCCUUCGGCUUCCGCCAGCCUCAGCCCAAAGCCCUGCACCAGAAGAUGUGGAGCUAAAAGGUCACGACGAGGCUGCUGGUGAAAAUGGCGCAUUCGUUGCGAAAGAAUAUAAUAUAAGUGACUUUAAAAGUUCAAAUCCGAUAGAAAUCCAGCUUCGAAAGUCGUCGGAGAAGAAAAAGUGUAGAGAAAGAGAUGCCGAUGAGGUUUAUGAACUUAAACCAGAUGCGACUUACAGAUUAGCCCAAAUGAAUGAAGACAAAUCUGGGAAACGAUUCUGGUCAUUUUGGAGUGCGCCAAUGACUUUCAACAAAGAUGAAGACGGCUUGAAGAGGAAAAAUUCUCAAAAAACCAACGAGGAUGACACACGUGUUGAACUUCUCAUACCGCUGGUUAUUUUGUCUUUAUGUUUUCUGGUCUCACUGGGUGUUAUUGUUUAUCAACGUCGUCUGAUUCAAAAUAACAAAAGAAAAGAUAACGAAGGCCAUGAAACGACCCAGAUGACGGAUUCCGGUCCGGAAACCCGCAAAGGGGCAAUUAAGUAUGAUCAAGAACCAGGUACGCCCAUAAAUGAUGAGAGAGUAUACGAAACUACAGAUGAUGUUAUUGAAGAAAUUGAGCGAAAUGAUGGUGUACGUGGGACAGACAAAGGAGAAGAUUCAUCGGAUUACAUGUCGUUGAAAGAAAACAAAGAACCAGCAAACGUUUACCAGGCAUUGCAACCCUCUACCAGCGAUGAUGUUCGGUACCAUAUUAAGGAGGAUUUGCACCAGAAAAUUCCACCCCGACCAACUUUCGUUUCAUCAAGGAAGUUAAAUUCAAACUGUUAG
Molecule: messenger RNA, 1371 nt
Organism: Dendronephthya gigantea
Lineage: Eukaryota; Metazoa; Cnidaria; Anthozoa; Malacalcyonacea; Nephtheidae
Exons: 8
Coding region: 1-1371 (456 amino acids)
Molecular function (GO): protein binding
Source: RefSeq, a predicted model, not a curated record